CUUAUGAGAGGCUCUUGUUCAUCUCAACCAAGCAAUAACGAUAAAGAAAGAAAUUUUAUGGUUAUGGAGGUCUCAGCAUACAUUUGCAACAACAACUUCAUCUUCUCUUCUUCUCGUGCCAUAACACAAAAAUCUUCUGCUUCUUUCUCAUCACCUAUGCUUGUCAAAUCCAUGGCCACUCCCAAGCCUCUUCCCUCAGUCUCUAGAACUGUAGGCUCUAGAAAGAACUCAACUGUGUUCCCACUUGGGGAACAACCUAGGAGCAGCCCCGCGACAGCCACGCCUCCCAUAAAGCUUUUGACAAGGAUGGAGCAGCUGAAGCUGCUGAGCAAAGCAGAGAAAGCAGGGUUGCUAUCUGCAGCAGAGAAGUUUGGAUUCUCCCUCUCAACAAUAGAGAGGCUUGGACUCCUCUCAAAGGCAGAAGAGUUGGGUGUGCUAUCUGCUGCAACUGAUCCUGGAACUCCAGGGACACUCUUGACCCUCAGCUUGGGGUUGCUGAUCCUUGGACCCUUAUUUGUUUACUUCGUUCCUGAGGACAACCUUGGAUUUGUGGGGUUGCAGGUUGUGGUUGCCUUGGUCAGUGUAAUUGGGGGUUCUGCUGGCUUGGCUGCCUCAAAUUUUGUAUCCAACUUGCAGAAAUUGAAAUAAAUUUGAUGACCUUUUAAUGUCUCUUAAUAGAGCCGAAGACAUGAGUAUGCAGUUAUGUUGAAUAUUUGAAGGGAGAACUUUGUCAAUUGUAAUGAUCUUACCUAGUUCGAGUAGGAUGGUCUCUCGUAGAGGAUGAUCCAAUUAUGUUGAAUAUUUGGAGAGAAAACUUUUUCACAUAUAAAUAGUCUUACCUAGUUUGAGUAGGAUGACUUCUUGUA
Messenger RNA from Glycine soja, 866 nucleotides. RefSeq lists its product as uncharacterized. Lineage: Eukaryota; Viridiplantae; Streptophyta; Magnoliopsida; Fabales; Fabaceae. The coding region runs from base 4 to 648 and encodes 214 amino acids. The record is from RefSeq and is a predicted model, not a curated record. The transcript is spliced from 2 exons.